AUGGCGGAAAAACCGAAGAAGAUAAAGGAUAUGUAAGUUUCCGAUAGCUUUUGGGACUGCAUUACCGUGCCCAGCGUGUCAAUGAUCUGAUAAAUUUCAGCAAAGGAUAUUCUUCUAUUGCACAGCUGCAACAAGAAGUUGGGGAAGAGCAGAAACCUAAAGAUGACCAAGAGAGAAGGUCGGGAAGAAGAAGGAACUCUAAGGCCAAGUCCGAUGAGGUGAUUUCUUUUUUUCAGCAAUGUUUUUUUACUGUAAUUUCGAAAGGGUUUCGCUUUUUUCACAAAAAAACGUGUCUCUUGAAGGGCUCCAGGAGAGAAAAGGAAAAAGGAAAGAAGCGGGAGACGGGCCUCCUUAGCUCAGCGGUAGAGCGUUGGACUUUUAAUCCAACGGUCAGGGGUUCGAUCCCCCUAGGUGGCUUGAACGUUUUUGUUAUUUUUUAUGGAUGGUUGAUUGAGUUACUGUAUUAAGAAUGUUUUUAGAUGCUUCUUGACUUCUCGUUCUGUCACAUUAUUUUUCUAUUUUCAUUUCUAAACCUUUCAGAAAUUAAAAAAACGUGAUUACACGAAGGAGUACGUGUUUCCCAAUUUCCAAGCCUCAAUGCUGGACCCACCUCCACUGUAUCCCAACUCUUCUGGCAGUUCCUCAUCCAGCUUCGUUGAUAACAAUGCGUAUCAGCGAGCCGAUCUGACAAAUGUCAGAGUUCCUUCCCCGCCAAAGCAUAGCUCCAAAAAGAAUAAACCAUCUCCGAAAGCACCGGUCUGCCCAGUCAGUCCAUUCCCAAGCCGAGUUGGAAGUCUCGCCAGUACGGAGAGCGCGAAAUCAAGCGGUAAUGGACGUGGAAUCAAUCUCAAAGAGUGUUGCAAAAAAGAAGAAGAGGACCCGGCAAGUGUGAGCAGUGCAAAAAGUAGAAGUUCUUCGAAGAUUAAGUUCAAUUGGGAUGACGAGAGAGUCAGUUUGGUGGCAUUGGCUGGUGCGACGGUUCCACAUUGGUAUGGAAGAAAGGAUAAGAGUUCCCAGCGCGAGAAUGAAAAGUCUGAGAUGUCCAAGCCGAGCGUUCAGGAUAGUGUUUGUUCGGUGGGAUCGAUUAGAGGUAAGAUAAUAUAAAAAUAUAACAUGUGGACAAUUUGAUGACCAUUUCUUUUGAUUUUAGAUUCCAAAGACCUUGAUCGUGCUUUGAUGAAAGGUCUGAAGGCUAAACGGGCCAAGCAAAAGCAAGCUGAAGAUAGCCAGAAGUCAGAGAAGAGAAAGUCUUUAAUCGAGACCGAGUUCCGCAACUCUGAACCUCCCUUGAGUGAGCAGGAACAAUUUGUGGUGAAAGAAGCCGAACGCCGCUACAGAAAAGCCAGACAUGCCCUGAGGCGAUUGGAGAAAAACGUCCAGAUCUCACAGGCGAUGGUUGUGGAGGCACAACGCUAUGAGGAGAAAACCAGGGAUGACUUGGAGGCCAUCAAAAAGACCCUCAAGUUUCGGCGCUCGCAUAAAGUUGAUCCAAGUGAGUCAAGAGUGAUAUUACUGAGGAUUACUGUAAUUUUUAGUUUUUUGAUAAGCUUGAUGAUAUUGUUUUAGAAGAUGACCAGCGUCUCGAGAGAUAUUUGAAGAAGUACCGACAGAUUCAGCAAAAAAUGCGAGGCAAAAGAAAUGCAUCGGUGCGAAAAUCGGAAGGAGAAUCAACCGAUCAAUCGGAUUUGAAAUUGGAAAAUGAUUUGGGAAAAGGAAAGGAGAAGGAACGGAAGAGAAGCCGGUCAAAUGAUACUAGUUUCGGUGAGUAUAUUUUUUUUUAUUUUUAUAAAUCAAGGUGAAGACCUAGAACUACAGGAUUGAUUGGCGUCUUCCUUGUUUCAGGUCCAUUCGACGACCGCAGCUUCCAAAUGUCCUUCAAGUCGGAAAAGAGCUCCAAGAAGUCGAGAAACAGCCGCAGUUUGACUGGAUUUUACUCAUCGACCAAUAGAUCUCAAUCGCGUCAGAAAUCGGGCAAGAAGAAGCAGAAGAAGCCAUCUGAAUGGAAAAGACCCUCAAAGAACACGUCUUCCAAAACCUCGACUAUUGUGUCGUCCAGAGGCGGAUUGGCCAAGUAUUUCAAGUCCGGAUCGUCGGUUCAAUGUGAGAUUUUUUGGUGACUAAAAGAGUGAUGAUUCGAAAUUUUAGCGAGUGGAGAAAAACCUCGUCGAAGACGCGACGGACUCCUCGAUUGCACCUGCCCGUACAGAAAGCUGUUCAAUGAAGUGUUUAUUGGAUAUCGGACCGUCAAACAGAUCGCUGAGGAUGUCCGUCCAAGCGAGGUCAAGCUGUUUUACCGUCUCCCGAGCAGAAUCAAAGACAUGACCAACAAAGCCCAACUUCAUAUGGCCUACAGAAGUCUCCCUGAAGAAGUAAAAAGAUUUUUUUUUUGAUGUGAAGUUUGCUUAUUGGAGUGUAAAUUUAAUUUGGAAUAUUUUCAGGACGGCAAAUCUGAUUUGUUCGCCUUCCCAAUCGUGAAAGUUCUCUCCAAAGAUCAGGCCUUUUAUCACGUGGAGCAUGGUCAAGAUCAUCCCAGAACCUUUCCCGAUCUCAUCAGUCUGAUGCGACAUUACUCCAUCUACUCGUACAUGAACUAUGAAGACAACCGAGUCGAGACUUUCCCGGUCUGGGAAAAGUCUAUGGAGAAGUUCAAGGUGUAA
Bursaphelenchus xylophilus (pine wood nematode) is the source of this 2657-nucleotide messenger RNA. Lineage: Eukaryota; Metazoa; Nematoda; Chromadorea; Rhabditida; Aphelenchoididae. The record is from the annotation of a GenBank genome assembly.